GUCAGGUCAGUCAGAUAGCUCAACUGAAAUUUGUGUGACCAGUGUGAUUCUAGUCUGAUAUAGGUUUUUGACACAUUUGUUAAUUCUUAAGACACAAAAAUUCCGCUUUUAAGAGGAAUUGGUCAAAAUGGCAUGUUUUGGGGAACAUACUCUCAGUCCACCAAUUUCUUCAAGAGAAAAUCUACAGAUUUAAGACAAGACGAAUAUAGGAAGAGUCAUAUUUUCAAAGAGCCUGACACUUUACCAAUAUCAUCAUGUGGUCUCCGCGAAGGAGUCAGCAUGCCAAGCCUCCUCAGCAUCCGAGACUCCUACCAGGUCGCCGAGAGUCUCGCCAGGGCGGACCUCAUGACUUCUCCAGCGGCCCGCAGGAGGCUCCAGGCCCGUCGUAUUGAGCUGGGCUUGGGCGAGCAUCCUGGAUUCGUACCCCCCAAGCAUCUUCUCCUCUAUCUUGUCAGAAUGGGGAGUUUCUCAUCCUCCCCGAAAAUUCUUAAUGAGGAUAGCCAAGAUGAUGACAUUGAUCUACCUUCUAGAAUGCCCAAGGAGGAAUUAUUAGCCUACUGCUCGAAGGAACUCGAUGGAACUCCACAAAUAAUUCCUAGACGAUUCAGAGAAAAUUUCUCAUAUUUUCAACCAAAGAGCACUGACUUCUAUCCUCCUUUGAGUGACAAAUCUGGGGUUCGUGUACUACAAUGGAAUCUUUUAUCACAGAGCCUUGGUGUUAAUAAUGAUCAUUUUGUAUGCUGCACUGAAGAUGCCUUGGAUUGGAAAAGAAGACGAAAUCUCUUAACACAAGAAAUUGUUAGGUAUUCACCAGAUAUCAUUUGUCUUCAGGAAGUUGAUCACUUCAAGUACCUACAGAAAGCUUUAGGAUCACAAGGAUAUGUUGGUCAUUUUUUUCCAAAACCUGAUUCUCCUUGCAUGUACAUCGCUGACAAUAAUGGGCCAGAUGGUUGUGCUAUAUUCUUUCUUGCAGACAAGUUUGAAUUAAUACAAACUGAAACAAGAAUAUUGGAGGUGUGGAAAGUGCAAAGCAACCAGGUUGCACUACUGGCAAAUUUAAGAAAUAGAUUUACAGGAAAGGAAUUAUGUGUGGCAACAACUCAUCUCAAAGCAAGAAAAGGAGCACUGCUUGCUGCAUUAAGAAAUGAGCAAGGCAAAGAUCUUUUGGAUUUUAUUUCUAGACAUAGUGAAGGAAGGGCUGUUAUACUAUGUGGUGAUUUCAAUGCCGAACCAUCAGAACCCGUUUAUUCAACUCUAACUACUGACAUGGGCCUUCGGUUGGGUAGUGCUUAUGCAACAGCUACUGGUGAACCGCCAUAUACUACUUGGAAAAUAAGACAGGAGGGAGAAAUUUGUCACACUAUUGAUUAUAUAUUUUACUCAAAGAAUAAAAUGAGGGUCACAGAUGUUCUUGAAUUCCCAACUGGAAAUGAGGUUGGAAAAGAUAGGUGUCCCUCAUUACGUUACCCUUCCGAUCAUUUUUCCCUUGUUUCUGAUUUAUAUCCACAGUCUAUCACAAGUGCACUGUAGUACCUUUCUCUGGAUUAACCUGUUUGUUUUUAAAUGUAUAUAAUGUGUAUUUUUGAAUAUGUAAAAAAGAUGGGGUAUUUAAAUUAUAAUGUAUUUGAUUCUCAUGGUAAAUUAUUUUUAAAUAUAUUUAGAGUUAGUAAUACUUUAAAGAGAGAGAGACUGGUAUAUUGCACUUAAAUGAUUCCAUUACUAUUACUAUCUAGAUUAGUCAUAUUUAUUGUUUGGAAUUAGUAUUGUUUCACUUUUACCAUGAUCUAUUUUAUCAAAGGUAGUUUUAUUUCAGUGGGAUUACAUAGUAUUAAAAAGAUGUUUAAAAGAAAUGGUUGAAUAUCAAUAAAUCAGGGUUUAAAAAAAUACAUAGAUACAUGUAAUCAUGUCACCAGUAGCUGCACAGAAAUGUCAAAAUAUAAACACAUAAUUCGAAUGAAGCGAUGUCAUUUUAUUUUUAUGUAGUUAAAUUUUAGUUUUACUGAUAUGUACAAAAUGUAUUUUAUUAACAUUAGUUACCAAGAUAUUUUUAACACAUAUACUAAAAUUAUAUUCUUUUGUUCAAAAAUGAUGUUAGGUUCUAGUUUUUAUUGUUAUUUGUGAUCAAUAAAAAAUUAAUACAAAAAAUGAAUUUUAUAACCUAUUGUUGUGGAUGCUGUAUUCAUGCUUAUAUAUUUUUUAUAUCUAGUUAAUCACUUGAGCAGUUAUAUUCAAACAAGUGUACACAUAAAUAAAUAUAACAAAGGUGGAUAAAAAACACGUAUUUUUGUCAAAUUGACUAAUAAUAGUUUCAAAUAGCAUUCAAUGUUAGUAUAUUGAACUUGUUAAUGAUUUGAUUAUUUAUGUAUGUUUUACUAGUUGUUUAAGUAAAUUUGAGAUAUAAAACCAAAUAUAAGAUGGUAUGCAAAGUUG
Nezara viridula (southern green stink bug) is the source of this 2430-nucleotide messenger RNA. The record is from the annotation of a GenBank genome assembly. NCBI's taxonomy places the organism in Eukaryota, Metazoa, Arthropoda, Insecta, Hemiptera, Pentatomidae.